Messenger RNA from Protomyces lactucae-debilis, 3528 nucleotides. RefSeq names its product antiviral helicase SKI2. Bases 1 to 3528 code for a protein of 1175 amino acids. The transcript has 2 exons. Gene Ontology annotation, cellular component: Ski complex. NCBI's taxonomy places the organism in Eukaryota, Fungi, Ascomycota, Taphrinomycetes, Taphrinales, Protomycetaceae. Gene Ontology annotation, molecular function: RNA helicase activity; RNA binding; ATP binding. Gene Ontology annotation, biological process: nuclear-transcribed mRNA catabolic process, 3'-5' exonucleolytic nonsense-mediated decay. The record is from RefSeq and is a predicted model, not a curated record.
AUGAGUGAGCAGGAAAAUGCAAUCAAGCUCUUCCAGCAGCGUAGAGAUGACCUUUCAGCUGAUAUCUUGACACCUCAGAGCAUAGAUAAAACACCAGAGACUGUCCGAAAACAGGUCGAAGCUCAUUUCUUGAGACCACCCACAAAAUUUAAUGACUCGCUUUUGCAGCAGCUACAAUCGGUCUGGUCUUAUGAACCUACAUCUCUUGACCUCUUCCAUAUCCCAGAUCUGUCUCUUAAGCGGACACUCAAGUUCAAAAGACGUGGACUCAGUGGCGAGAUUGUCGGGCAUGAAGAAAAGCUAGAACCUAUCAAUAGUCUCAGACCUGACAACAGUUCAUCUUUUCGACGAGAACCAGCUCCAAGAGAUGCAUUCGUACGGGGCAAAGGCAACUUCUUUCCCUUUGCGCCUGGUGGCCUUGCAAUUGAUGCGACAAUCAGUAAGCAGUUAGACAAUGCCGAAAAGCUUGCUCAACUAUCCAUCAAUGAUCUCAGCUAUAGAAACCAAGCUCCCGGCAUGCCAACCACACCGGAGCCCGAGACCUCGGCAGUUGAAGAGGUGGAUGACUUCUUACCAGCAGAAAUCACAAUGCCGACACUGCAGCCAGCGACGCGGAUCAGGAAGCCCAAGGAAAAGUUGUGGGCGCACAUGGUCGAUGUCAACCGACCGAUGGACAAUUUCCGGGAAUUGGUGCCAGAGUUGGCGUAUGAGCAUCCCUUUGAGCUCGAUACCUUUCAGAAAGAGGCAGUGUAUCACCUGGAGCAGGCAGAGUGCGUCUUUGUGGCGGCACAUACAUCAGCUGGAAAGACUGUUGUGGCAGAGUAUGCCAUUGCGCUUGCAGAGAAGCACAUGACGCGUGCUAUCUACACAUCACCUAUCAAGGCCCUGUCGAAUCAAAAGUAUCGAGAUUUCCGCCAGACUUUUGAUAGUGUCGGUAUUCUUACGGGAGAUGUCCAGCUCAACCCAGAAGCCACCUGCCUCAUCAUGACGACUGAAAUUCUGCGGUCCAUGCUAUACCGUGGAGCUGACCUCAUCCGAGACGUCGAGUUCGUCAUCUUUGAUGAGGUACACUACGUCAAUGAUCAAGAACGUGGUGUCGUUUGGGAGGAAGUCAUCAUCAUGCUGCCUGAGCAUAUUACGCUCAUCUUACUAUCGGCUACUGUACCCAACACCUUUGAGUUUGCCAAUUGGGUUGGCAGAACAAAGCAAAAGGACAUCUAUGUGAUUUCAACAUUGAAGCGUCCUAUUCCACUCGAGCACUAUCUCUAUGCAAACAAAAAGAUGUUCAAGAUUGUUGAUGCAGACAAAAAGUGGAAUGCAAUUGGCUAUAAAGAGGCAACGGGUGCACUUGUGCGAAACAAGGAGGCGAAACCUGUUGUAGCGACAGGUCGUGGACGAGGUGCCAAUCGUGGCUCCGGUCAGGCUCGCGGCGGCGCUGCUACGCGUGGUGGUACUCAGCCUUUCGUUCGGGGUGGUACCAUGAAAACAAUGGAACGGCACGAUCGUAACAUAUGGAUCCACCUGGUUGGACAUCUCAACAAGGCUAAGCUGCUACCCUGUGUCAUCUUUGUCUUUAGCAAAAAGCGAUGCGAGGAGAAUGCUGGCAUUCUCUCCAACAUUGAUCUUUGCACAUCCGUGGAGAAGAGUCAGAUUCACAUCACGAUUGAGAAAGCAUUGGCUCGCUUGCGCUUCGAAGACCGAUCCUUGCCACAAAUCAUUCGCAUGAAGGAACUGCUGUCGCGUGGUAUCGCUGUGCAUCAUGGAGGACUAUUGCCCAUUGUCAAGGAAAUGGUCGAAAUUCUGUUUUCACGCACUCUGGUGAAAGUCUUGUUUGCGACAGAAACGUUUGCCAUGGGUGUCAACAUGCCUGCCAAGUCUGUCGUCUUUUCCGGUGUUCGGAAGCAUGAUGGUCAUGGUUUCCGCGACUUGACGCCUGGAGAAUACACACAAAUGGCCGGCCGUGCCGGUCGUCGAGGCCUUGACCCAACAGGUACAGUCAUCAUUGCUUGUGGCGAUGAAGCGCCUGAUCAGUCGACCCUGUCAACCAUGCUUCUUGGUCAGCCCUUUAAGCUUUCGAGUCAAUUCAGGUUGACGUACAACAUGAUCUUGAAUCUUUUGCGUGUAGAGACUUUGCAGAUUGAAGAAAUGAUUCGGAGGUCCUUCAGUGAGAAUGCUAGUCAGACGCUUCUCCCUGAGCAGCAACGCCUGGUGGAGGCUUCUCAAAAGAAGUUGACACUCUUGCAAAGCGAAAGAGGCGAACAAAUCAAACCUGCGGUUCGCAAAUUGCAUGAUGCCUGCAUCCGCUUUCAAGAACUGCAAAGUAAGCUGUUUCCGCUGGCCUAUCAACAUGCUGGUCGACGAUACUUUGGCGCUGGUCGCGUGAUUGUCGUUCAGACGGCUGACGCACCUCGCACGUUGGCUGUUCUCGUUGGCGAAGCCUCUACCUCAACCCCAAGAGAGCGUACAUUUACUGUUCUGCUCGCUAAAAAAACGGGCGGCAAGCGGGAAAGCGACUUGCUUCCAUUUGUGCCUGUGCUCCGACAUGCUAUGCACAAGUUAACUGUUGAAGGUUUGCAGCUUGACAUUGUUCCCAUGUCUGCCAUCAACUGGAUGACAAAGACAGUCCUGAAGUUAGAUCCUAUGGCUAUAAGACAGCGGAUCAAAUCCGCUUGGGAUGCUGCACAGGAACAGAUGAUCGGCAUGAGUGACAUGCAAGAUCCAGCGCUGGAUGCAAUGGAUAUGACCAAGAUUCGCGAUUUGAACUUUGGCGAACAGCUCAAGGCACUGGAAGCCUUGCGUUUCGAGAUUGAGACAAGCCAAGCAUUGCAAGAAGAAGACCUUGUGAAGCAAUAUCGGUUCUGCCAGGAAGAGUACAUGCUCAAUCAACAGAUUCUUUUGCUCAAGUCCAACUUGUCAAAUCAAAAUCUCGAACUCCUGCCGGACUAUGAGCAGCGGGUCAUGGUCCUGCAGGAUCUAGGCUUUAUUGAUGCUACGCAUGCUGUUCAAUUGAAAGGCCGUGUCGCAUGCGAAAUCAACUCUGCACAUGAACUCAUCCUCACUGAGCUGAUCCUCGACAAUGCUCUUGCCGAGUUUGAAUGCGAAGAGAUUGUAGCCCUGCUUUCUGCUUUCGUGUUUGAAGAGCGCACUGAUAAUGAGCCAAACCUUACGCCUCACCUACAACAAGGCAAAGACAUGGUCAUCGCCAUGGCUAGGCGGGUGAACGAAGUGCAAGAACAUCAUCAAGUCUUGACAGCUGGUUCCGGUGAUAACUUUGAAGAUAGCCCACGCUUUGGGCUUAUGGAAGUCUGCUACGAAUGGGCACGAGGACUUUCUUUUGGUCAGAUUACUGAAUUGACGGAUGUGCUCGAGGGGACGAUCGUUCGUUGCAUUGUUCGCCUAGACGAGGUGCUCAGAGAGUGCCAGAGUGCAGCAAAGACGGUUGGUGAUGCGGCCAUGUACACGAAGCUAGAGACUUGCAGGGAGCUCAUCAAGAGGGACGUUGUCUUUUCUGCCUCGCUGUUCUGGUGA